Messenger RNA from Alternaria burnsii, 720 nucleotides. RefSeq lists its product as uncharacterized. Bases 1 to 720 code for a protein of 239 amino acids. The transcript has 3 exons. The record is from RefSeq and is a predicted model, not a curated record. NCBI's taxonomy places the organism in Eukaryota, Fungi, Ascomycota, Dothideomycetes, Pleosporales, Pleosporaceae.
AUGGGCCCCGUGGAUAGGAUGCGCACACACAAGAAUAUGCAAAAAAAGGCUGAGCUUGGUCAAGGCUUGAGAUACAUCUUGAGAGAGCUGUCGAGAGAAAAACUGCGGAAUAUUCCAGAGUCACGACUCAAUGGCAUCCAUGCUUUACCCGUGGAGCUUUGGAGUCAGAUCAUCAACCAUGUCCUGGACCUAUGUUUCCAACCCAGAAGGCGGCAAUGUCGUGAUGUUUUCAGGGUACUGAGGUUGCGCUUCGUAUGCCGUGCUUUCGACGAGGAGAUACGACGGGCAUUGCAUCAGCGCUUGGGCCUGAACCAAUUGCCAUACUAUCUUUUCCUGGCAUACAACAUAGAGACUUCGGAUACUUCCCUUCGUAAUGCAUUUCUUGCAUCGGCGCUAUACCGCGAAACACAGCGUUGUUCUGAGAACAGCGCUAUUCAUCCCAUAGCAUAUCGUAUCAAGAACUGUGUUCUCGUGGCCCAACACCUAUCGUUUGAUCACAACGCCCAACAGGAGCAGCAGCUGUACAAAAAAUUCUGUACCUCCGCAUCAGCAUCGUACUGUUGUAGGAGAUACAUCUUCGACUUCCGAUACGGGCCUAAAGAACCUGUUCUUGGCGUCGAUAACCCUGGUGGCUUCGCAAGGGAAAGCGACAUUCUUCUCGAAGUCUCUCUACUGGUCGCCAACGGCUACCAGCUUACAAAGGUGAAGCGGUGGAUGUAA